AUGACAACAACUGCGAAUCGUCCAAUAUUUGCUGCAUUAUCUGCUGAUGAUGCUGAAAGUCAAUUGACCGAAAUGGAAUCCCUUUGUAUGAAUUGUUAUGCAAAAGGAAAUACACGCCUAUUACUAACACGUAUUCCAUAUUAUAAAGAAGUUAUACUCAGUUCAUUUGAAUGCGAUUCAUGUCAUUUCAAAAAUAAUGAUAUUCAACCAGCACAACGUAUCGAACCCUACGGAAUAUUAAUUAAUGUUCAGAUUCUUGAUAGUAAAGAUCUCAAUCGACAAAUUGUUAAAUCAUCCUACGGAACAAUUCGGAUAAAAGAAUUAGAUUUUGAACAAGCUUCAUCUGGUGAAAACGGUCUUUUAACAACAAUCGAAGGAUUUUUUGAUUCGAUUAUUGAAAAUAUAAAUAACACAAUGAAACAAAUCACAGAAACAAUAGAUGAACUUAAUAAAAAAUCAAAGGAAAGUUCUAUUGAUGAUAAUGAUAAACAAACAAUUUCUCAAUUUGAACAACAAAAAGAAAAGUUAUAUGAAUUUAUCAAUCGUGUUGAAUCAUUGAAAAAUUUAUCACAAACAUUUCAUUUUGAAGUUGAUGAUCCAAGUGGUAAUAGUUUUAUUGAAAAUCCAAAAGCACCAUAUCGCGACGAACAAAUGAAAAUAAAAAGAUAUCGGCGAACAGUAGAACAGGACAAAAGUUUAGGUAUGGAAGAAGAAAUAAAAGACGAUACAUCUAAAUUGGAAGAACCUGCAAAUAUAAAAGAUGAAGUGCUUAAUUUUCAAACAAAUUGUCCAACUUGUGAUUCAGCAUGUGAUACACAUAUGAAAGUAACAGAAAUUCCAUAUUUCAAAGAAGUUAUUGUUAUGGCAACAUCAUGCGAUGUUUGUGGACAUAAAUCGAAUGAAGUUAAAUCUGGUACCGGUAUUGCACCUCAAGGCAUUCGAUAUCGUUUGAUUAUGAAUGAUCCAAUUGAUUUAAAUCGAGACAUAUUAGUUUCUGAAACAUCAUCGUUUUCUAUACCUGAUCUCGAUUUUGAAUUAUCAGAAUCAAGAUCAAUUGGUGGACGAUUUACUACAGUUGAAGGAAUACUUACAACAUUAAAAUCUGAAUUAUCAAGUUUGGUAAUGCCAUUUAGUUGUGGAGAUAGCCAUGAUUCAAAAAGUGAUAAAAAUUACAUGAAAUUAUUCGUUGACGAUAUUGCAGCUAUAAUUGCUGGUGAAAAAUUUGUCACAAUCGUCUUAGAUGAUCCAGCUGGUAAUUGUUAUUUACAAAAUAUUUGUGCGCCUGAACCCGAUCCACAAUUAGUUGUUGAACAUUAUCCACGUUCAGAUGACCAAGAUGAUUUAUUGGGAAUAAAAGAUAUGAAACUGGAAAAUUAUUCAGCAGAUUCUUGA
Molecule: messenger RNA, 1392 nt
Organism: Rotaria socialis
Lineage: Eukaryota; Metazoa; Rotifera; Eurotatoria; Philodinida; Philodinidae
Source: the annotation of a GenBank genome assembly